GCCGCCAAGAUGGGGGCCAGGGCCCUGCUGUGGGCCCCCCUGCUGCUGCUCCUGGUGCCGCCCAGUCAACUCCCAGGGGCAGCAGCCCAGGGCCAGGUCUGCUCAGUGGACAAGACCUUGAUCAACAUCGAGGAGAACAGCAGCCCCAGGCCCCUGGUGAACAUCUCUGUCCCGGACGGCCAGCACGUCACCCUGGGAUCUUCGUCCACACCCUCUGCCUUCCAGAUCCUGGGGAACGAGCUAUUCCUCAACGUGACCCCUGAUUAUGAGGAGAACACCAUGCUGGAGGCUCACCUGGAGUGCAGGAGGGGCAGCACAGUGGUGACACAGCUGGUAGUGCUGGUGUCCGUGCUGGAUGUCAACGACAAUGCCCCAGAGUUUCCCUUUGAGGUCAAGGAGUGGGACGUGGUGGAGGACACCAAAGUGAAUUCUACAGUUAUCCCUGAGGGCGAACUGAAGGCCACCGACAAAGACAAAGAGGAUGUCUUGUACUACACCCUCCAGGAAGUGACCCCGAAUGCCAGCAGCUUCUUCUCCCUGAUGGGGGUGAACCGCCCUGCCCUGCGGCUAGACCGGUCCCUGGACUUCUACCAGUGGCAAGGCAUGACUUUCCAGCUGCUGGUCCGGGACACACGGGAGAAUGUGGAGCCCAGCCACACAGCCACGGCCACCCUGGUUCUGCAUGUGCAGCCGGCUGACCUGCGGCCACCCUGGUUCCUACCCUGCUCCUACUCAGAUGGCUAUGUCUGCAUUCAGGCCCAGUACCACGGGGCUGUCCCGACAGGGCAUAUACUGCCAUCUCCCCUCAUCCUGCAUCCUGGACCCAUUUAUGCUGUGGAUGGGGACCGGGGCAUCAACACACAUAUCAGAUACAGCAUUUUGGGGGGGAACACGGACAACACUUUCGUCAUUGACCCAGACUCUGGCAACCUCACCAUGGCCAAGAUGGUCCCCAGGGACACCACCUUCAUUUUGCUGAUCCGGGGGGACCAGGCCGAUCAGGCCCGUUACUCAGUGACCCAGGUAACCGUGGAGGCCCGCUCUGCAGCUGGGAGACCGCCUCACUUCCCCCAGAACCUGUACCGCGGCAUUGUGGCUCCUGGCUCUAGCGCUGGUGUGGUUGUCAGGGACACAGCCUCCCCUUCCCAGCCUCUGAGGAUCCAGGCACAGGACCCUGAAUUCCCAGGCCUCAACUCAGCCAUCACGUACCGAAUCACUAACUGCUCUGAGUUCCGGAUGAACGGAGAGACCGUGUUCACAGCAAUGGCACUGGAGCAUGAAAGAAUCUUCUACGCAGAGGUGGAAGCCACAAACACUGUGACCGGUGACACAGCGACUGCCAUUGCUGAGAUUUGGGUUUCAGAACAGGCACCCCCCUCCAUAGGACCCCCAGAGAUCCCUCAGACCCCAGAAGCCGGAGGAACCACCAGGCCCUUGACCAGCACUGCUACAGAAGCCCCCAGACCCCCUGGGACCUCUCCAGGACCGCCUGUGACCAGCCUUGAGGGGGCCACUGGCUCUCACCCAUCCUUAGGCACAACCCUAAGUCUGGCUGCUCCUACUAUACCUGGGGGGCUCCCUGCUAUGGGAGCCAGCACCUCCCCCUUGCCGGCCACUCCCAGUGGGGUCUCAGCUCAAACCCCAAAGCCAGGGACCUCCUGGGCAACAACCCCCAGGGUGGCAACUGGCUCUUCUCUACGGCCAGCCAUUCCCGGGGGAGUCUCAGAUCAGACCCUGAAGCCAGGGACCUCUCAGCCGAUGUCAGCUGGGUCCAGCAGGAGCUCCCCAGCCUCAGGGACACCAGGAGGUGGUGCCACAGCAGGAGGCAGCAGCCCAGAGGAUCAGCGCUUCUCCACAGUGGACAUGGCAGUUCUGGGAGGGGUGCUGGGUGCACUGCUGCUGCUGGCCCUCAUUGGCCUGGCUGUGCUCCUCUCCAAGCACUACGGGCCCCAGCUGCUCUGCUGCUCCAGGAAAGCUGCGCAGCUCCCACCCCACGGCUUUGACAAUCAGGCCUUCUUGGGCGACCACGAGGAUACCAAAGCAUCUGCCCCUAGCCCUACGCCAGACCCCAUGCCUGUGGAGACACUGUGUGCACCCCCAGAUCCCGAGCCCCUCAGCCACAAGCAGCCCAACCCUGAGCCCCAGGUCCUGGAGCCCCCUGGCCCUGAGUCCCCUGUGGCUACCAGAGGCGCUGGAGACAGCCCCUCGGCUGUGAGGUCCAUCUUGACCAAGGAGCGGCGACCUGAGGGCGGCUACAAGGCCGUGUGGUUUGGGGAGGACAUCGGGGCAGAAGCCGACGUUGUGGUCCUCAACACUGCUGAGGCUGGUGAGGAUGGUGAUGCCGGCUCGGAGGGCAGUGGCGAAGAGGACACGGACCAGGACAGGGGUCCCCAUGACAAGCUGGGCAACUCUACCUAUAUCUAGCACUACCUGACCCUCUCUCCCCUUCCCUGUCAUCCCUUCCCUACAAAAUAAAGUGG
Messenger RNA from Octodon degus (degu), 2480 nucleotides. It is a transcript of the gene Cdhr5, whose product is annotated as cadherin related family member 5. Gene Ontology annotation, biological process: multicellular organism development; cell morphogenesis; cell-cell junction assembly. Gene Ontology annotation, molecular function: cadherin binding; calcium ion binding. Lineage: Eukaryota; Metazoa; Chordata; Mammalia; Rodentia; Octodontidae. Gene Ontology annotation, cellular component: catenin complex; plasma membrane; adherens junction. The record is from RefSeq and is a predicted model, not a curated record. The transcript has 15 exons. The coding region runs from base 10 to 2424 and encodes 804 amino acids.